UCUCUCUCUCUCUCUGACCAAACAACCAUCUUAACAACAUUCAGUAUUUUAGUCAACAAACCUAUGCCAAUUAGCACUGUUGUUAUGAGGAAAAAAUAACCAAUUAAGCUUACGGUACAAGACGUUGUGCUUUCAUAGCAUUACUCAUGAGAACGUGUGUGUGAGUAGGCUAUGAGAUCAUGUGAAGUCUACUGGUGGUGGUACACUAGUAACCAGGAUGGUGGGAAAGAAACUGCAGGCCCAAAGGAGAAGAUGGAGCUAGGUAGGGUCUUGCUGCAGCCCCAUUGGAGAGGGUGCAGAGUCUUGCUGACACCCCUCCCUUCCUUGCAGCUUGUGGCUGAGAGGAUGAGCUUGGCAGGCAAGAUAGGAUAAAGUCUUUAUUGUUGAAAAGGAUUUUAAUGCGUCCCCCCUCCCUCUCCAGUUCGUUCAGCCGUGAAAGGGAAAGAUACUUCAUGCAGGCUUGUGACUUUGUAUUUUUCGAGGCUUGCGGGUAUACUGGGAGCUGAGCUCAUGCUAAAGAACUUUGAUGUGCGCCUCCUCAUCCUCUCCUCAGUCUGCUGAUGGGAUAUGGCCUAUGGUCUACGAGAGUCCCUACUAGGAAUGUCCAAUUGCCUUUUUUGUGGCCGUGCCUUUGAGGUACUCUGCUUGAUUUAGACGAGGUCUCCAUGCAACAGCAAGCAAAACAGUGGACACGUAUCUGCCCUUGGUAUGAAUGCGCAUUUCGUUUUGGAGAAAAAACUCGAGCAUUCAAUCGCCACAAGUGCAAACACGGGUCAGAGACAAUUAUAGUGUUGUAAAAACGAGGAACCAAAAAUACAGCAAAUGCAUUUCAUAAAAGCAGUGUGUGACACAAGUCGCAGCUGUUUUUGUUCUUUCUGCCUUUGUCACUCAAGUCUCUCCUGUCUUGCCAGCAACUGCGGGUUUGUGUGUGUGUGUGUGUGCGCGCUCACCGCACACAGAGCAGCUUUCAAAACGCAUUCCUAUUGGUUGCCGUGGAAGCGCAGCAUUGGUAAGCCACGCCCACGCAGUUGAAGCGUGCGUCCUCUUUUGAUCUCAUCCGGUGGUGUUUUGUUGCAAUGGAUGGAAGACUGUCGCUGGGACUUCAAACUCUGUAGCCGUCAAGUUUGUUUUUCUUGAACACCGAAUAUUUAGCGAAUAGUUAGCCUAUUGUCCUGCGUAUACGACAGACAGAGAGUUAACUUUCUGCAUUGUGCUCGCUUUGCUCUUCAACCGAGGUGUUUGCGUUAAUAAGCUAACUAAUUAGCCCUCCAUCUGAUUCCAGAAUGGUUCUCAAAGCAGAGGAUGGAGUCGUGCCAGACGACCUGACUCCAGAGGAGAAGCAGGAGCUGGAGAACAUCCGACGCCGAAAGCAGGAGCUCCUGGAGGACAUACAGAGGCUGAAGGAUGAGAUAGCAGAGGUGACGAGUGAGAUUGAGAAUCUGGGCUCAACAGAAGAGAGGAAAAAUAUGCAGCGGAACAAGCAGGUAGCCAUGGGUCGGAAGAAAUUCAACAUGGAUCCUAAGAAGGGGAUCCAGUUCCUGAUAGAGAACGACCUGCUGAAGAACACCUGUGAGGACAUUGCCCAGUUCCUCUACAAGGGGGAGGGGCUUAACAAGACCGCCAUCGGGGACUACUUAGGGGAAAGAGAUGACUUCAACAUCCAGGUCCUGCAUGCCUUUGUGGAGCUGCACGAGUUCACAGACCUCAAUCUAGUACAGGCUCUCAGGCAGUUCCUGUGGAGUUUCCGGUUGCCAGGUGAGGCCCAGAAGAUCGACCGCAUGAUGGAGGCCUUCGCCCAGCGCUACUGUCAGUGCAACCCUGGAGUCUUCCAGUGCACAGACACCUGCUACGUGUUGUCGUUUGCGAUCAUCAUGCUGAACACCAGUCUCCACAACCCCAACGUGAAGGACAAGCCCGGCGUGGAGCGCUUCAUCUCCAUGAACAGAGGCAUCAACGAUGGGGGAGACCUGCCAGAGGACCUGCUCAGGAACCUGUACGACAGCAUCAAGAAUGAGCCAUUCAAAAUCCCAGAAGACGACGGCAACGAUCUCACACACACUUUCUUCAACCCAGACCGAGAAGGCUGGCUGCUUAAAUUAGGAGGGGGCCGUGUGAAGACAUGGAAGAGGAGAUGGUUCAUCCUGACUGACAACUGCCUUUAUUACUUUGAGUACACCACUGACAAGGAGCCUCGAGGCAUCAUCCCUCUGGAGAACCUGAGCAUCAGGGAGGUGGAGGACUCCAAGAAGCCAAACUGCUUUGAGCUGUUCAUCCCCGACAAUAAGGACCAGGUGAUCAAGGCCUGCAAGACGGAGGCGGACGGCCGCGUUGUCGAGGGCAACCACACCUUCUACCGCAUCUCAGCCCCCACCACCGAGGAGAAGGACGAGUGGAUCAGCAGUAUCAAGGCUGCUAUCAGCAGGGACCCUUUCUAUGAGAUGCUGGCAGCGCGCAAGAAGAAGGUGUCAUCCAUGAAGAGACAGUAGUACUCCCCGUGUACAGAAGAGAAGAGAAGAGAGGUGAAGAGACGAGACGAGAAGAGAGGAGAGGAGAGGAGAGGAGAAGAGAAGAGCUGCCACUGUCCCAGGCGCCACACUGGGCACAGGCAUCCUAAACUCUGGGCCCUGGGGGAGGGGGGACACCUGGGGAAAGGGUGUGGUGGUGGACUGGACUUGAAUUGGUCGUCCAUGGCGACACGCAGGCAUGAGUCUGCAUGGAUGGAACUCUGGAGGGAAUUCUGGAAGCUGGCUCAGGAUCUGCUGUAUUAUUAUUUUUCCCCCAUCCACACUCUGCACUCUUUCCAGGACUUUGCCUCGACCCCCAUUCUCUCUCCCUCCCUCCCUCCCUGCGUCUACACAAGGAAAGGAAGUCUGUAAAGAACUUUUGUCUCUGACACAACAUUCAACCAAAUAACUUAACAACACACAAAGCAAGAAACGUGCACACACACACACACACACACACACACACACACACACACACACACACACACACACACACACACACACACACACACACACACACACACACACACACACACACACACACACACAAGCAUCUCAACUCAGCAGGUCUGACUGAAUGUGGCAUCCUCUUUAAAGUUCUCUAAACUUUCUACAGAUGUGGAAAUUUCUCCUGUGCUUUAACAGACAAAAGGAAGAGAAUGUGCACAUAUUUUUAUUACACAAUUGUCUUGUCAGGGGAGAACUUCUCACUUAGUUGUUCUCAAAAAGUAGAGAGUAGUCGGUUAGUCACAUCAAUUACAUGUAAUAAUCAGCUCUUUGGUUUUGCAUUUUCUUUUUCUAUGUCCUUCAAUCAUGUCACUUCUUAAAAACCAUGUAGAUGUUCUAAGAUAUUUGGCAUCUGGGAUGAGGACUGUUAUGUGGUUUGAUGUUUCGUGCUCAGAGGAAAUUGAAAAAAAAAAAAACAAAAAAAAAAAGUUGAAAAUGUCAUCUCUGCCAAAGUUUUUUUUUUUAACUUCCAUGCUUUUCCCCAUCCAUGCUCACUUUCUAAAUACACUGUUUGUGUCUAUUUCCGUUUUGACCACAGCAGCGUCUCCCAUACUGAUUUAUUGACCCCAGUGCUCAGGUAAAGUAAAAGGUUGCACAUUCAAACGUCUGACCUGGGAGCAGGACAAACAAAAUAACCAGAUUAAAAAGAGACAAAAGUCCACUUCAAUCAGGAUUCUUUUGCUCCCACUCAUUUUUGGGGCCCGAAACUUCAUGAAAAAAAAUAAAAAAAUAAGUUGGAGCAAAAAAAAAAUCUGGUUAAAGCGGGCUUUAGUCUCUUUUUACCCAGGGCUCAGGUGAACAUAUCACAUAUCAUUACCAUGACACUGUAGGACAGUGAGCUGAGAGGCACCUGGCUCAAUUCUCUUCACACACACACACACACACACACACACACACACACACACACACACACACACACACACACACACACACACACACACACACACACACACACACACACACACACACACACAAAGUACAAAACUGCUGUGUACUUUGUUGUACCAUACCCUGUUAAACUCAUUUGAGCAGAUUUUUCCCCCUCUCAUCAGCCACUAAAAUAGAGUAUACAGCGCACAUGGCACAGAAUCAGACUGUGGUCAUUCUGUCAAUCUCAAAGUUUUCCAUGAAUGACAGAGCAAGCCCUUGUUGUUAAUGCGUCUUAUCCACUUCCUACAUCUCGAAUCAUAUGUGCUGAUACGAUUGUUUUUUUUGUUUGCAUCCCUCUUAUUUCCAUGAAGUGGCAUUAGAGUGAACGCCAUGUACAUGAUCACGUUUCAUUUUAGAAGCCAUAAGUGUGUCUCUUUCUUAUUUAAAUGUGCUGGUAAUUAUGAAAACAAACUAUCAAAUUGACAUGGUUUAUUUAUCGAGGCAGUGUAUAUACUUAAAUGUAUAGGUUAAUCUUUAUUUUAAAAUGUUUGUGUGAACAUUUCUGAUGUUGGGUGCCAGUUUUUUUGUUUUGUUUGUUUUGUUUAAAAAAACAUAGCUUUUUCACCUGUCACAUACCCUUGCGCUGACAAAUAAACAAAAUGGCAAAAAAAAGUGCUAUCAAAAUGUGAUCUUUGCUUGUGUCGUUGAUCUCAUAGUGCAUGGGGUUAAUUGGGUAUCAGCAUGCAAUUGGAAGAAAGAGAAACAGAAAAUAUAACUGCUCUGGAUGGAACAGUGUUAUUGCCGUUGGUAUAAGAUGU
Engraulis encrasicolus (European anchovy) is the source of this 4699-nucleotide messenger RNA. It is a transcript of the gene cyth1b, whose product is annotated as cytohesin 1b. Lineage: Eukaryota; Metazoa; Chordata; Actinopteri; Clupeiformes; Engraulidae. Gene Ontology annotation, biological process: regulation of ARF protein signal transduction. The transcript is spliced from 13 exons. Bases 1284 to 2486 code for a protein of 400 amino acids. The record is from RefSeq and is a predicted model, not a curated record. Gene Ontology annotation, molecular function: guanyl-nucleotide exchange factor activity.